AUGCCAGUUUCCAACACAGGCACGGAAGUGAUGGCUCUUGUUCAGCAGAGUCAAGUUGAUGUUCCCUGGUGUGAUGAGUUUGAGAAGAUGAUCAAGGGAGAACAUUUUCAAACUUCCAAGGACCCUCGGCUUGCAGAAUACAAAGUCAGCAUGAUGAGAAAACUACAGUCAUUCAAUGAUGCCUCUAUACCCUCGGACGCCACUCUUGCUUCGCUCGCCUCGAGGAGAAUGCAAGUGGCAAAGAGCAUGUUGGGAAAAUUGGGCACCAAAGUAAAUAUUGAGCCACCUUUUUUUGUCACUUGGGGCUGCAACAUCUUGAUUGGAGAUGGUGUCUACAUUAAUCGCAGGUGA
Messenger RNA from Pestalotiopsis fici W106-1, 351 nucleotides. RefSeq lists its product as uncharacterized. The record is from RefSeq and is a predicted model, not a curated record. Bases 1 to 351 code for a protein of 116 amino acids. Lineage: Eukaryota; Fungi; Ascomycota; Sordariomycetes; Amphisphaeriales; Sporocadaceae. The transcript has 2 exons. Gene Ontology annotation, molecular function: acetyltransferase activity.